This is a messenger RNA of Lycium ferocissimum, 1247 nucleotides long. RefSeq lists its product as uncharacterized. Gene Ontology annotation, molecular function: S-adenosylmethionine-dependent methyltransferase activity. The record is from RefSeq and is a predicted model, not a curated record. The coding region runs from base 114 to 1121 and encodes 335 amino acids. The transcript is spliced from 2 exons. Gene Ontology annotation, biological process: methylation. NCBI's taxonomy places the organism in Eukaryota, Viridiplantae, Streptophyta, Magnoliopsida, Solanales, Solanaceae.
UGGCUCUCUUUCCUUAUCCCUAUUCUAAAAUACAAAAAAACCACCACCCUCACAUUGCUUUAUAUAUAUCUCAUUGUUCAUAUAUCUCUAUCUUCUACUAGCACAAAAAAAAAAUGUCUAAUCAAGAAAAUGGUGUAGUCCAGCCAUGGCCAGAUCAACUUAUACUACCCGAUUCAUUGUAUACCGAAAAUAUACGACAACUCCAUUUAUCAAUCGAACAUGAAUGGGAUACGUUGAGACGAUCAGCGUGCCAGGUUGCAGCAGGAAGGGCACUGUGGAGGCAUGUGAUAAAUGAUCCAUUAGCAGAGUUACUAGCAGGGGAGACUUACUUGAAAAGUUUGUAUGAAAAAAUAAAGAGGGAUUGUGUUAAUAAUGCACGAGAGGUUUCUGGUGUUAUGAUUGCAGUUAGAACAUUAUGGUUUGAUCAACAACUUGAGGAAGCUCUUAGUUCCUUUGAUGAUGGUGGCGGAGCAACACAAGUUGUCUUUCUUGGAGCAGGUAUGGAUACGAGGGCGUACCGCUUGAGUUGCUUGAAAGAAAGUGACAUUUUUGAGGUUGAUUUCCCAGAGGUAUUGCAGAUGAAAACUACUGUCCUUAAGGAAGCAACAAAUGAACAAAAGCAGCCAAUGAUGACAGCAAAAUCACUAAAGAGAGUAGCAGCUGAUUUAAGAGAGAAAAAUUGGAUUGAAAAGCUUAAAGUAUCAAGUUUAGACUUAAAGAAAAAUACAGUUUGGGUAUUAGAAGGAAUCCUCUACUAUCUAUCCCAUUGUCAUGCAAUGGAAGUACUCAAUGUUAUUGCUAAAAACACUGCCUCUGCUCAUACAGUACUUUUAGCAGAUUUCAUGAACAAGCAAUCAACCAAAAUGUGCAGCUCCAUUUUCCAUUUCUAUAGUGAUUGGCCUGAUCAGUUGUUGCAGUCACUUGGAUUUUCUCAAGUUAAACUUUCCCAAAUCGGCGAUCCUGACGCCCAUUUCGGGCUGUUGCAUGAUCCGUUAAACUUGUUCGACAAGUUGAGGAGCUUGCCACGGUCGCUACAAACUCAUCCGGACGAUGGAACGCCGUGUUGUAGGUUGUAUUUUCUUCAUGCUUCUGGGGCACCACCUAUUCAAACUAUUCCUUGAAUCAUGUUACUAAAAGAUUAGAAGUAGGACUCAUUAUUUGUUGGUGCCUUUCAUGGCACUAGAAAUACAAUUUGAAUUAGUGAGUGUCACUCAAGCUAUGUUUUGUACUAUAUUUUCUUCUUCAAA